AGCAGCUUGACUGGAACGUGGUGAGCACGAGCUCGCACACGCCCAAGCCUCGCGAUAUUUACCAGCCUUGGGCGAGCCGUUGGGCUCGCGCCUGCGCGCAACACAGCUCGCGCCUUCCCGCUUUUUUCUGGAUUCUUCCGCCACUGGAAGGGAAGCGGCGGGCUCCUGUGCCGCAGGUGGGAUGACUUCAGAGACCCGCGGGACACCAGGUGGUGACUUUUCCUCAACCGUGCUCAGCCAGAAGUCGCUGGUCCGGACUCAGACACUGGACCACCAUGCCUACCCUUCGAUCUUCCUCCUCCUUGCUCCAUAGCUCCUCCUCUCCAAGCAAUGUGUCCUCUCCACUGCAAAGAGCAGUGAGAGGUGGACAGAGGGACUUGUCUACAUCUCCUAGUUUGUCUGUCAGUGUGCCCUGUGAUGACAGGGACUCGGACCAGACUAAAGAGGGGGAUAGUGAUUCUUUAUCAGCUGAUGAAGGCAGUGACUUCGAAGACAGCUUGAGACACAAUAUGAAGAAGAGAGCAGCAAAACGACCACUCAAAACAACCCCAGUGGCAAAACAUCCAAAGAAGGGGUCCCGAAUGGUACGUGGUCGUAGCCAGAAAGAGUCAGAGCCACCAGCCAGUGAUCUUUUUGAUGCUGUGAGAGCUGCCCAAAGUGACAUGCAGUCUCUGGUGGAUGAGUGGCUGGAGAGCUACAAGCAAGACCAGGAUGCAGGAUUCCUGGAGCUUAUUAACUUUUUCAUCCGAUCUUGUGGAUGUAAAGGCACUGUGACCCCCGAGAUGUUCAAGAAGAUGUCCAACUCAGAGAUCAUCCGGCACCUAACAGAACAGUUUAAUGAGGACUCAGGAGACUAUCCCCUGACAGCUCCAGGUCCAUCCUGGAAGAAGUUCCAGGGAAGUUUUUGUGAAUUUGUGAGGACAUUGGUCUACCAGUGCCAGUACAGCCUCCUUUAUGAUGGCUUCCCUAUGGACAACCUCAUUUCCCUGCUCACUGGCCUCUCGGACUCCCAAGUCCGUGCCUUCCGUCACACUAGCACCCUGGCUGCCAUGAAGCUAAUGACCUCUCUGGUAAGAGUUGCCCUCCAACUGAGUUUGCACAAAGACAACAAUCAACGUCAGUAUGAGGCUGAACGAAACAAGGGGCCAGAACAGAGAGCACCUGAGCGGCUGGAGAGCCUGUUGGAGAAACGCAAAGAGCUCCAAGAGCAUCAAGAGGAGAUUGAGGGGAUGAUGAAUGCCCUCUUCAGGGGUGUCUUCGUACAUCGAUACAGGGAUGUCCUUCCUGAGAUCCGUGCUAUCUGCAUCGAGGAGAUUGGGUCUUGGAUGCAAAGCUACAGUACCUCCUUCCUCACUGACAGCUAUUUAAAAUAUAUUGGCUGGACCCUGCAUGAUAAGCAUCGAGAAGUCCGUCUGAAGUGCCUGAAGGCUCUCAAAGGACUGUAUAGCAACCGGGACUUAACUACACGCCUGGAGCUCUUUACUAGCCGCUUCAAGGACCGGAUGGUUUCCAUGGUCAUGGACCGAGAGUAUGAUGUGGCAGUGGAGGCCGUCAGGUUGCUAAUACUUAUCCUUAAGAACAUGGAAGGGGUGCUGACAGAUGCUGACUGUGAGAGUAUCUAUCCUGUUGUAUACGCCUCUAAUCGAGCCCUGGCCUCUGCUGCAGGGGAAUUUCUGUACUGGAAGCUCUUUUACCCUGAGUGUGAGACGAGAACAGUGGGUGGGAGAGAGCGACGCCGAAGUCCACGUGCCCAGAAGACUUUCUUCCACCUUCUGCUGUCCUUCUUUGUGGAGAGUGAGCUCCAUAACCAUGCUGCUUACUUAGUAGACAGCCUGUGGGACUGUGCGGGGUCUCAGCUGAAGGACUGGGAGAGUCUGACAAGUUUGCUACUGGAGAAGGACCAGAACCUGGGCGAUGUGCAGGAGAGCACGCUGAUAGAAAUCCUUGUGUCCAGUGUCCGGCAAGCUUCAGAGGGUCACCCCCCUGUUGGGCGGGUCACUGGGAGGAAGGGCUUAACCCUUAAAGAACGUAAGAUCCAAGCAGAUGACAAGGUGAAGCUGACUGAGCACCUCAUUCCCCUGCUACCCCAGCUCCUGGCCAAGUUCUCAGCUGAUGCAGAGAAGGUUGCUCCCCUGCUUCAGCUUCUCAACUACUUUGACCUCAACAUCUACUGCACCAGGCGCUUAGAGAAGCACCUGGAGCUGUUCUUGCAGCAACUCCAGGAGGUAGUGGUGAAGCAUGCAGAGCCAGUGGUGCUUGAGGCUGGAGCUCACGCCCUCUAUCUGCUCUGUAAUCCUGAGUUCACGUUCUUUAGCCGGGUGGACUUUGCCCGCAGCCAAUUGGUAGAUCUGCUGACUGACCGCUUCCAGCAAGAACUUGAAGAGCUGCUGCAGUCAUCCUUCCUAGAUGAGGAUGAGGUGUACAGUCUGACAGCCACUCUGAAGCGCCUCUCUGCCUUUUACAAUGCUCAUGACCUAACACGCUGGGAGCUCUACGAACCAUGCUACCGACUCCUCCGGAAGGCUGUGGACACAGGAGAGAUUCCUCACCAGGUGAUCCUGCCAGCUCUGACUCUUGUCUAUUUUUCCAUCCUCUGGACACUAACCCACCUUUCUGGAUCAGGUGCUUCCCAGCCACUGUCUCCACAGAAGCAGCUGUUGAACUUGAAAGGCAGAAUGGUGGCCUUCUGUGAACUUUGCCAGAGCUGCCUCUCAGAUGUGGAUCCUGAGAUCCAGGAGCAAGCUUUCGUCUUAUUAAGUGAUCUACUUCUCAUCUUCAGCCCUCAGAUGACUGUAGGGGGACGUGAUUUCCUUAGGCCCCUUGUCUUUCUUCCUGAAGCCACUCUCCAGUCUGAGCUAGCCAGCUUCCUCAUGGACCACGUCUUCAUCCAGCCUGGAGAACUGGGCGGGGGUCAUUCCCAAGAGGACCAUUUACAGAUAGAGCAGUUGCACCAGCGGCGCCGCCUCCUUGCUGGGUUCUGCAAGCUGUUACUUUAUGGGGUGCUGGAGAUGGAUGCAGCUUCAGAUGUUUUCAAACAUUAUAACAAGUUUUACAAUGACUAUGGUGACAUUAUCAAGGAAACGUUAACAAGAGCGAGACAGAUUGACCGAAGUCAUUGUUCCCGAAUCCUGCUGCUGAGCCUCAAGCAGUUGUACACAGAACUGCUGCAAGAACAGGGGCCCCAGGACCUGAAUGAGCUUCCAGCCUUCAUUGAGAUGAGGGACUUGGCCCGAAGGUUUGCCCUGAGCUUUGGACCCCAGCAGCUACAGAACCGUGACCUUAUAGUCAUGCUACACAAGGAAGGCAUCAAGUUCUCCUUGUCUGAGCUUCCUCCAACUGGCUCCUCCGGUCAGCCCCCAAACCUAGCAUUCCUGGAGCUCCUUUCAGAGUUCUCCCCUCGACUCUUCCAUCAGGACAAGAAGCUACUAUUGUCCUACCUGGAGAAGUGUCUGCAGCGUGUCUCCCAGGCACCGGGCCAUCCCUGGGGUCCAGUCACCACCUAUUGCCACUCCCUCAGCCCUGUAGAGAACACAGCAGAGGCUAGCCCUCAGGGCUACCCCCACUCCAAGAAGAGGCGUAUUGAAGGCUCCUCCAGGCAACACAGAGAGGACACCUCUUCAUCCCAGGAGGAAAGCCUACCUUUGAACAGCAUCCUACCCACACCUACCCUCACCUCCACAGCUGUGAAGAAUAGGCAGCCCCUGGGGGGCUUGGAAGAGAUAGAAGAAGAAGGCGGCUCAGAAUCAAAGUUUACCCAAGGCCAGCCCCUUUCAGGUACCCAGAGGUCAAGGUUCUCGAGUCCACAGCAUUUUCAUACUCCACUCAAUCCUUCAGGUCCUGGUCUGGGCAACCGGCUGACCCGACUCAGCCUCAUGGAAGAGGAUGAAGAGGAGUUAGAAAUUCAGAAUGAGUCAGGUGAAGAAUGGCAAGAUCCAGUCAAGCACUCUUCCCCCAGUGAGCCUGGGCUGGACCUCUUAGAUUCUACAGAGCUGAAUGUUGAGGAUUUCUGACAUGACUCUGCACCUUUCCCCAUCUUCACCCCCCAUCUCAACGACAUGACCACUUGGAGAAGGGAGCAAAAGGAACCAGUACUUCCAGGCCCCACCCAUGGUGUCUGAGGGGAGGGAGAGGUGGGCUUUGCCUUUCUAACCUAACCUUUCUCUGACGAUGUUGAGAUGAAGAAGCCUUAAGCCCCUGUCUUCCUAAUAACACCUUGGCUCUGUUCCUCUGUGUUUGAGCAGAGUGGCUAUUUCUUUCUGUGUUUGGAGGGGUGGGGGCUUCACCUCAGUAUCUUUUGAGAGGGGCACUGCUUCCCUUUGUUUAAUGGAAAGAGCCUAAUAGUUUUUCUGUAUUUUUGGAACAUCUUUCCCAGCCUUGUUGUGCCCUGGUUGAUUAGCUCAAUAAACAUGUUCGAAUCAGCUGGU
Messenger RNA from Pteropus alecto (black flying fox), 4424 nucleotides. RefSeq names its product stromal antigen 3 (gene STAG3). NCBI's taxonomy places the organism in Eukaryota, Metazoa, Chordata, Mammalia, Chiroptera, Pteropodidae. The coding region runs from base 276 to 4010 and encodes 1244 amino acids. Gene Ontology annotation, cellular component: chromatin; cohesin complex; nucleus. The transcript is spliced from 34 exons. Gene Ontology annotation, molecular function: chromatin binding. The record is from RefSeq and is a predicted model, not a curated record. Gene Ontology annotation, biological process: sister chromatid cohesion.